AUGACACUUUAUUACAGUCUUGUCUUCGUGCUCCUUGUAGCAGAGAUGGCACUUUUCAUGCUUCUCAUCGUUCCUCUUCCUUUCACCAUCCGCCGAAAGAUGUUUAAUUUCAUAAGCGAAAGUCGACUGGUAGCAAAAUUACAAUACGGGAUGAAGAUUACAUUUAUCUUUAUCCUGAUCCUGUUUAUCGAUAGUGUAAACAGAGUUUAUCGGGUUCAAGUUGAAUUGGCAGAGGCCAAUAAGAAUCAAGCUGGUAACCCAGUGCUCGGCCACGAACGCAUGGAAGUACAAGCCCGCAAAUUCUAUUCCCAACGUAACAUGUACCUCUGCGGCUUCACCCUAUUCCUCUCCCUAAUCCUCAACCGCACCUACACGAUGAUCCUCGAAGUUCUCCGCUUGGAAGAAAAGGUCAACCGCUACGAGGGCACCGGCAAGACGGGUGGAAAGGACUCGGAUAAGUUGGACCGUGCCGGGAGUGCCGGGGAGAUUGGCAAGCUCAAGAACUUGUUGGCGCAGAAGGAUAGAGAUAUUGAGACCCUCAAGGCUCAAUCGGCUAGAAACAAGCAAUUUUCGGAUGAUAUUUUGGACAAGGCUCAAGCGGGUGAAGCUUCGGCCGGUACCCGAAAGGAGAAAUAA
Messenger RNA from Sclerotinia borealis F-4128, 636 nucleotides. NCBI's taxonomy places the organism in Eukaryota, Fungi, Ascomycota, Leotiomycetes, Helotiales, Sclerotiniaceae. The record is from the annotation of a GenBank genome assembly.